Molecule: messenger RNA, 2314 nt
Organism: Myxocyprinus asiaticus (Chinese sucker)
Lineage: Eukaryota; Metazoa; Chordata; Actinopteri; Cypriniformes; Catostomidae
Gene: mmp25b
Product: matrix metallopeptidase 25b
Exons: 11
Coding region: 171-1904 (577 amino acids)
Biological process (GO): proteolysis; extracellular matrix organization; collagen catabolic process
Cellular component (GO): extracellular matrix
Molecular function (GO): metalloendopeptidase activity; zinc ion binding
Source: RefSeq, a predicted model, not a curated record
AGAGAGAGAGAGAGAGAGAGAGAGAGAGAGAGAGAGAGAGAGAGAGAGAGAGAGAGAUUGAGAGAGAGAGAGCUUCCUUUCUCAUCGAUCGGUCUUCGCCCUGCCUAGUCUUUAAACAGAAAAGGCUGAAGUACCAAGAGGAGCGCGUGUAAGGAUUUAAAUCCAGGCAGAUGAUAGAAUCAGAAUAUCAUCGGUUGGUUUACCUGACCUGCACUGUGCUCGUGUUUAUCUCUCCGGUUCAUAUGGCACCGGUGCCGGACCAGUACUCACGGGGUGUGGAUUGGCUGAGCCGGUAUGGAUAUCUACCUCCUCCAGACCCACGCACCGGGCAGUUGCAGACUAAAGAUGGCAUUGAGAGGGCUGUCAAAGAAAUGCAGCGAUUUGCUGGCCUCAAAGACACGGGCAAACUUGACAAGGACACCCUGAAACUAAUGGCUACACCACGAUGUUCAUUGCCAGACAUUAUAGGGAUGGAGGACAUGAAAAAGCGCAGGAGGAAAAGAAGAUAUGCCACCACUGGACUCCGCUGGAAAAAGUCUGAUCUUUCAUGGAGCAUCCAGAAUUACCCAUCUCUCCCUCCACAACUCCAACCUGCUGAUGUGAACACUAUUAUGGCCUAUGCCCUUAAUGUUUGGAGUGAUGUCACCAACCUCAAGUUUCAUGAAAUAUCCUCGAGUGAGCAGGAUAGAGCUGAAAUCAAGAUCUCUUUUGCUCGCUCACUUCAUGAUGACGGAUAUCCAUUCGAUGGGAAGGGAGGGACACUUGCUCAUGCCUUCUUCCCAGGGGAGUCUGAUGUUGCUGGGGAUACACAUUUUGAUGAUGAGGAGAGCUGGACCUACACAGAUGACAGUGGCACUGAUUUAUUCUCGGUGGCUGUGCAUGAAUUUGGCCAUGCUCUGGGUCUCUCUCAUUCCUCCACUAACCCUUCCAUCAUGCGGCCAUACUACCAGGGUGCUGUUGGAGAUAUUGCAACCUACACUCUUCCAGAGGACGAUCGCUAUGCCAUUCAGUCGCUCUACGGAAGGAAGAGAAGCACACCAACACCAUCUUACCCAAAACACCCUACAUCACACCUGCCCAAACCACCAAACAUACCUCACCCCAGAGUAACAUUAAAACCUGAUCCCUCAGUCCAGGAUCGUUGUGAGGGAAGUUUUGAUGCGGUGGCAAACAUCAGAGGAGAUGUUUUCUUUUUUAAAGGUCCAUACUUCUGGCGAAUCCAGCGGUCUGGUUCUCUUGUGUCCUUUCACCCUGCUCUCAUAAAAAACUUCUGGAUUGGUCUUCCUGAUGGCACUGAUAAGAUAGAUGCAGUUUAUGAAAGAAGGGCUGACAGUAGAAUCAUCUUCUUCAUAGGCUCACAGUACUGGGUAUUUAAAGACACAGUGGCACUUCCUGGCUACCCACGUCCAUUGUCUGACUGGGGGUUGAUCUCUCAUGAUGGAAGGGAGGUAAAGAGGGUGGAGGCAGCAUUUAUUUGGGCGCAUAACGGAAAAACCUACCUCUUCAGCGGUGGACUGUUUUGGAGGUUUACUGAGAGUCAGGAGACAGAGAAGCGACGCCCAGAUAAAGAUUACCCUCGAAACUCCUCUCUCUGGAAGGGUGUGCCCACUAACCCUGAUGACAUCAUAACCUGGGAACAGGGAGAUGCCUAUUUCUUCAAGAACAACUCGUAUUGGGUGCUGAAGAGUGGAGGAUUGGACCAAGACAGUGUAAGUCACAGGUCAACCGCGGUUGAUUGGAUGAUGUGUCCAGAACUGACUCCAACCAAACUUCCAGGCAAUCAACAUCCAAGAGGAGGGGAAUGUAGCUGUGGCAUCAAUAGAGCCUUACAGCAGAGUGCUUCAUCUGGGUUACUGUCAAUCACAUUAUUGCUUUAUCCAGCUGUCUUAAUGUGCUUGCAAUGAGCCUUAUUUAAUAUGGACUGUGUCAAGUCUUUUAAAAUUGUAUAGCACUUCACAACACACAUUGUUUCAAUGCAGCUUUAAAGAAAAUUAUGCUGUAAUGUCUGUAAUGUCUUUAAGUCAUCACUGAGCAGUUUCAUUGAAAAUUGUGAUUGAAAAUCAUGCCUUAAAAAUGUUUUGUCUUGAUGGAGAGAGAGAGAGAGAAAAAAAAAAAACAUUGUGAGAAACCAGCCAGCUGAGGGGCUCAGACUGUGUCUCAAAGCACUUAAAGUUAUAGACAAAUAAAGUGAAAUUUGUAAUAUCCAAACAUUAUUUAAAGAGUAGCUUUACAUGGUUAAAGAUACUUGUGAAUAUAUGUUUUGAUCUAUGCAAGUGUGAUGUAGGCCUAUACAUGUAUUAAAAAAUUAAACUUU